This is a messenger RNA of Oncorhynchus nerka (sockeye salmon), 6888 nucleotides long. RefSeq names its product zinc finger protein 883-like. Lineage: Eukaryota; Metazoa; Chordata; Actinopteri; Salmoniformes; Salmonidae. Gene Ontology annotation, biological process: regulation of transcription by RNA polymerase II. The coding region runs from base 223 to 1782 and encodes 519 amino acids. Gene Ontology annotation, molecular function: DNA-binding transcription factor activity, RNA polymerase II-specific; RNA polymerase II cis-regulatory region sequence-specific DNA binding. The transcript is spliced from 2 exons. The record is from RefSeq and is a predicted model, not a curated record.
UCACAGCGGUGUAACUUGCAAGCGUAUAUUAAACCAAAACAUCUGAGCUCUUUAGAUUUUUUUUUGUAUAUUAACUUUAGCGAUUUUGAACUCACUGUCUGCAUAUUUACUUGUUACUCCAUUUCAUGUCAUAUUUACGUUGUUAGUUAGUACUGGUUAAGAUAGCCUUGAACUAGGCUAUUCGCUAAUGCUAACCAGCUAACGUUAGCUACAUCCCCGAACAUGACGAGCUACUCCUCCCCUGCUAAUGAAGAUGUCUGCUGGAUGGAGAAAGAUGCUCUGGGUCUGAACAUUGUCGUGAAAGAAGAAGAUAACAAUAUUACAGCGAAAGGAGAGGAAGGGGUAAUUACUAUCACAGUGAAAGAAGAGGAAAAAGUGGCUUUCGGAAUAAAAGAGGAGGAAGACUAUGUUACAGUGAAAGGAGAGGAUGUAGCUUUUGGAGUGAAAGAGGUGGAGGAUGUUGUAGUGAAAAAAGAUGAUGCCGUUUUUGGAGUGAAAGAGGAGGAGAUAACCGUCACAGUGAUAGGAGUGGAAGAAGCUUUCAGGGUGAAAGAGGAGGAGGAUGUUUCAGUGAAGGAAGAAGAGGACGUUUUUGGAAUGAAAGGGGAGAUUGAGGGAUUAAAGGAAGAGGGGAAGACUGUCACAGUUAAAGAAGAGGAUGAAGAAAAAGAGGAGACUAAAUAUCUGAUUAACUCCAGACAGAGACCAGACUCUUGCUCUGACAGCGGGAAGAAUCCUUCAGGGGAACCAGAACAAGAGAAGCCCAAACCAGCAAGACCACAUCACUGCUCCCACUGCGGAAAGGGUUUUAGGUGGUUAGGGAAGCUGAAAGACCAUGAAAGAAUCCACACUGGAGAGAAGCCUUACCAUUGCUCUCAGUGUGAGAAAAGUUUUAUCCGGUUAUGGGACCGGAAUAUGCAUGAGAGGACACACACAGGAGUGAAGCCUUACCAAUGCUCAAAAUGUGUAAAACGUUUUGCUCAGUUGAGGGGCCUGAAAAUGCAUGAAAGGAUACAUACAGGGGAGAAGCCUUAUCACUGCUCCCAGUGCGAAAAUAGAUUUUUUUCAUCAGCGGGCCUGAAAAAACACGAGUGGACACACACAGGAACAAAACCUUACCUCUGCUCCCAGUGUGGAAAAGAUUUUAUCCACGCAGGUCAACUGAAAGAUCAUGAGAAAAUACACACAGGAGAAAAGCCGUACCACUGCUCUCAAUGUGGAAAGAGAUUCAUCAAUGUAUGGAACCUGAAAAAGCAUGCAAUCAUACAUACAGGAGAGAAGCCCUACCACUGCUCCCAGUGUGAAAAGAGUUAUACCCAAUCAGGGGACCUUAAAUCACAUGAGAGGACACACACAGGAGAAAGGCCAUACCACUGUUCCCAGUGUGGUAAGAGCUUUACCCGAUUAAGGCAACUCAAAGAACACAAGAAUAAACACACAGGGGAGAAGCCACACCACUGCGUUCAAUGUGGAAAGACUUUUACCCGAUUAGGGCAACUGAAAGAACAUAAAAUGAUACAUACAGGAGACAAGCCUUUCCAAUGCUCCCAGUGUGGAAAAAGUUUCAUCCAGUUAAAGACUCUGAAAAAUCAUGAGAGAACACACACCGGAGAGAAGCCUUACCACUGCUCCCAGUGUGGAAAGAGUUUUACUAAAUUAGGGAACCUGAAAGUACAUAAGAGAAUACACACAGGAGAGAAGCCAUUCCAAUGCUCUCAGUGUGGAAAGAGUUUCAUCCAGUUAGGGGACCUGAAAAGGCAUAAAAUAAUACACAAAAGAUAAUGCUUACCUCUUCUCCGAGUGUUGAAAUUGAUAUUUCACAUCACACAGACUUAAAAUCAAUCAAAGAACAAAUCCAGAUGGAGCACGUGAUGCCGCGGAGCUGAGCAGAUGUUGACAAACCGAGCUCUUCAAAGUUAUUCUAUUUUUAUCUAAAUAACAACGUUGAAACAAUAAUCUAACAUCGGCUGAUAAAUUGUCAAGUACCUUUCCAAAGAGCCAUGGACCUCCGACCGAGAGGCAAGAAGGACAACCAAAACGUUGUUGAUUCCCAAGAUAACGAUAACGCUACAGCUAGCAAGAUUAGCAUUAGCCCUCAUAACUCAGACGGCAGUUCCAGACUGUUGCUCUCAGCAGCCUCUUGCGAGCCUGCCGACAUGCUGGCUACUCUCCUCCGGGAAAUUCAGGAUGGUAACAAAGGUCUUUCUAUGAAAAUUGAUAAGGAAUCGGCUGAACUCCAUUCUUCCAUUGACGACCUGAAAUCCUCCAUGAAUGAUCUCCUUUUGAGAACGACUGAGGCAGAGUUGCGCAUUAGCACAGUUGAAGAUACCAUCGCUAGACAUGACCAGGUCUUGACACAACUGCAAAAGGACAGUUGCGAGGGCCGUGACCCGGUCCGUUUCUUCACUCAAUGGAUCCCGGAGGUCCUAGGCAUAAUCAACUUCACCAAGCCGCUGGAAAUCGAACGCGCCCACAGAACAUCAGCGCCGAAACCCCGGCCAGAUGAGCCUCCACAAGCCGUCCUGAUCAGGUUCCUCCGUUUCCAAGACCGAGAAAAGAUACUGCAACUCGCAAGAGCCAAAGGGGACAUCACCAUCGAUGAAAAGAGGGUCAGCCUUUUCCCGGAUAUGAGCGCGGAUCUCGCCAGACGUCGCAAGCAGUUUAGACCGCCGCCAAAGCACUGAAGGAGAAGAAUAUCACCGGCUACCUCAUCCACCCUGCGCGGAUGAAAGUUCAGUACAAAGGCCGAAGCCAUCUCUUCAACACACCGGGAGAAGUGCACACUUUUCUCAAAGAACUGAACAACGUGUGAGCCAGGACGGUCUCUCUGGGGGAUAAGAUGCAACGUCUGAGCCAGGACAGUCUCUCUGGGGGAUAAAAUGCAGUCUGUUUGUUUUCUCUUAUCCAGACUGAACUGCUGAUAUCCUCCUGUCACCAUAACUGAUUUGUACAUUUUCAACUAACCGUAUCUUUCAGGGGUGAGUUUUAUUACAUUUACAGGAGAGUAUAUUUUGUUUUAGUCUAUAUCCACUGGGCGAAGCAAAUAAGUGGGCUUAGGCCCACUGCUUUCCCCCUUAUUUAUGUUAAUCUUUCGAAAAGAGACUCAAGCAGCCCUUACCGUGGGCAGUAAAUAUUCAGCCAUAAAUAUCUAUUCACAACGUUUGUUUUCAACUUAGAGAGCUCGCAGGUUUUAGUUUACGCCAAGGUUUAGCUAGUAAGAGCAAGAUGGAAAGCGAGCAGCAACGUAUCUCUACAAGUGUAUUCAUGUUUGAUUGUUGGGGUUUUUAUUAUUUAUUAUUUUAUUUUUCUUCCUUUUUUCUAUGUUUAUUGUUUCCUUCCUAAAGAGACACAUAGGUCACUUCUGUGUUCAAACCAAAGUUGAAACAUUUCCUAAUUAUCUACAUAUGAUAGAUUUCCAUUCAAUUACAUAUUUGAAACCCAACCUAUGCUUAAUCCACUAAAAUAUGUCAGAUUCAACGUAAAAGGUCUUAACAGCCCGAUUUAAAAGGAAAAGAGUCUAUACAUACCUUAAGAAAUUAAAGGCUGACAUUGUGUUUUUACAAGAAACAUAUCUUACAGUCAGUGAACACAAGAAAUUGAAGAGGGAAUGGGUAGGACAAGUUUUUGCUUCCUCUUUUAACUCCAAAGCAAGAUGAACUGCAAUUUUGAUAAGUAAACACACAUCCCCUUCUGCGUCAACAACACCAUCUCUGAUCCCUCUGGCAGGUUUGUUUUGGUGCAGGGGCAUAUGUUUUCAGAGGCUUGGACCCUAUUGAAUAUUUAUGCUCCUAAAACUUCGAUGACCAUAUGUUUAUUCAGAAUGUCUUCCUUCAGGUCGUUCAAGCACCACCAGGAUGGCUACUGGUUGGAGGAGAUUUUAAUUUUUGUUUAGAUACAGUUCUUGAUAGGUCCUUUGAUAAACCCUCACUUCUUACCAAAGCCGGCAAGCUCACCAUGUCAUUCAUGAAAAAUCUCAAUUUACUAGACAUCUGGAGACAGUUGCACCCACAGGAUAGGGACUACUCUUUUGAUUCACACCCACACAAGACACACACACGUAUAGAUAACUUUUUACUUUCGACACAACUGUUUCAUAGAGUGUUAGAUGUCGAGUAUCUCCCCAGAUUGCUUAGUGACCAUUCUCCUCUAGUAUUAUCAAUCUCCAUUCCUACCAAGGUAAAUGGAGCAUAUAGAUGGAGACUAAAUUCUACACUCCUAAAGCAACCUGAAUUUUGUGCAUUCAUCAAAGAGCAGAUCAAUAUUUUUACUUUGACAAACAAACCCUCCGCUCCUGACAGUUUCAUUCUUUGGGACACAUUGAAGGCCUAUCUGAGGGGACAGAUCAUUUCCUAUACUAAAGGGCUGAAGUGAAAACACAGUGCGGAACUGAGUGCCCUUGAAUCUGAAAUCUCCGAGCUAGAGAAAACCUACCAAAGAGGCCCGACUAAAGAUCUAUACAGGCUUUUGGUAAAUAAAAAACUUAAAUAUAAUAUUCUGAACACAUAUCAAGCUGAGAGGGCCAUCACUAAAUCAAAACAGCGUUAUUACGAGCUUGGAGAGAAAUCUCACAAAGUAUUGGCAUGGCAACUGAAAGCAGAGGAAAGUAAGAGGACAAAUAAUGCUAUAGAAACUCUUACAAAUGAGAUCUUUUGACCCUACUGAAAUUAAUAAUACUUUUAAGAAAUACUAUGAAGACCGCUACACUUCCCAAUCAAGCGAUGAUCUAUCAGAGAUCGACUCCUUUCUCUCCUCUCUCAACCUCCCAUGCCUGUCAGGGGAAGACAGCGAGCGCCUGAGUGAACACUUCAAAGUUCCUGAAUUGUUGGAGGCCAUUAAAUCCUUACCUUCUAAUAAAUCUCCUGGGGAGGAUGGCUUCCCUCCAGAGUUCUAUAAAGAAUUUAGGGAGCUGUUGGUCCCCUACCUUAUGGAGGUACUUAAAAAAGCCAGGGAAGACAACUGCUUUCCAGAGUCUUUCUCUCAAGCAGUGAUUACUGUAAUCCACAAGAAAAACCCGCUAAAGUGUGCCUCCUAUAGACCAAUCUCUCUCCUUAACACAGAUUGUAAACUGGUCACCAAGAUGCUAUCUAAGAGACUGGAGUCAUGUCUUCCCCUGUUGGUCAAUCCAGAUCAAACUGGCUUCAUAAUUAAUAGAUUGUCCUCCAAUAAUCUCAGAAGGUUCUUUGAUAUAAUUCACCUUGCUAACAAAAACAAAAUACCUAGUGUCGCAGUCUCCCUCGACGCUGAAAAGGCCUUUGAUAGGGUUGAAUGGCCAUACCUCUUUCGCGUCUUGGAAAAGUUCGGUUUACGUAACGUGUUUGUAAAUUUGAUAAAAUCACUCUACAAAUCUCCUAAAGCUAGAUAAAAGCAAAAUCUUACCGUUGUCUGUCUUUGACCAUCAUACCAUCAAGCACAAGUUUCCUUUUAGAUGGUUGCCUAUGGGCUUUACAUAUUUGGGCAUAAUGGUGGAUGGUAAUCUGAACAACCUCUAUAAACUCAAUCUGGCCAGUUUGUUGCAAAAGGUGGAGGGUGACCUUUGUAAAUUAAUGGAUUUACCUCUCACUCUACUGGGUAGAAUCAAUGUAAUUAAAAUGAAUGUUCUGCCCAGAUUUCUAUAUCUGUUUCAAUCUCUCCCUAUCCCUGUUCCCGCAGCAUUCUUUUCUUCUCUCGACAAGCUGACCUGACGGUUUAUCUGGCACGGCAAAACCCCUAGGGUUGGCCUGGAUAAACUGACCCUUGAUUACAGUCAAGGGGGCUUAAACCUCCCCAGUUUUAGAAUGUACUACUGGGCUGCACAGUCUAGGUUUCUGGCUCAGAGGUUUGACAGUGGUCCCUCUCCCUCAUGGUUGAACAUUGAAAAGCUUGAGGUAAAUGAUGACACUGGGGCAGAAUUGUUUUACAAAUGGGACAGAACAUCUAUAAAAACCAUCACAGACAACCCUUUAAUCAUACAUUCUGUCCUGGCAUGGUGCAAACUGCAUGAGCUGUUCAGGCGAGGGGGAUUCCUUUCCCCUAAAACCCCUUUAUGGAACAAUAGAUUGAUUCCUAUGUUUUUCCAGAAUAGUAACUUUAGACUAUGGUCUGAUAAGGGGAUCACUCAUCUGGAACAUUGUUACGAGGAGGGAGUUCUUAUGUCUUUUGAUCAGCUGAAACAGAAAUACCACUUGCCUAACAGGGACUUCUUUAGCUACCUACAACUAUGAAACUUUAUUAGGGUGACUCUCAAGGGACAAUGGAACCUACCUAAGAUGUCACCUAUUGAACAACUCUGCCACGCAGACCAACCACUGUUCAAGACCAUUUCCCGUGUUUACAAUGUUCUUAUGUCAGGACUAACACUGCCUGGGCUAGAUAAACCCUGACUUAGAUGGGAAAAAGAUCUGGGUAUUGAUCUUGAUGAGGGUCUAUGGAGUGACCUAUGCAGGGAUGGUGUUACAUCCACAUUGAACUCCAGAUACAGAUGGAUCCAGUUUAAUUUCCUCCAUCAUCUCUAUAUCACUCCAUCUAGACUGUUUCCUCAUGGAAUGCAAUGUAAUCGGGCAUAAUCAGCGUCCAAAAAUGCAGAUUACCGAUUGUUAUGAAAACUUGAUCGCCCCUAAUUAAUCGGCCGUGCUGAUUAAUUGGUCGUCCUCUAAAUGAUAGCUUUGAGGUUCGUAAGGAUAGCGUAGCCAACAAAUUGUCAUCCAACAUAACGUGUAGCGUAACUUAUUCGAAAGUCAUUACUUUAAUACAUUGCUCAACAUUUUCUUAACAUUUGUCAGAAUUAGUUAAAACAAUUCAUUUGUAUCCGCUCUCGUCGGACUUUGGCUGGUUGUGAAGCCACGCCCCUUUCCUGAAGUAUUGUGUUAUGGGCCCGGAAAGUAUGGAAAUAGUGUCCACUAUGUGUAUAAU